This is a messenger RNA of Anarrhichthys ocellatus (wolf-eel), 3906 nucleotides long. RefSeq names its product cadherin-like and PC-esterase domain containing 1 (gene cped1). The annotation marks the transcript as partial. The record is from RefSeq and is a predicted model, not a curated record. Lineage: Eukaryota; Metazoa; Chordata; Actinopteri; Perciformes; Anarhichadidae. The transcript is spliced from 20 exons.
AGGUUUGAGUUUUGUCUGGAGCAUCAGGUUUUCCUCUGUCCCCCUCAGGUCCAGGUCUGGUCUCAGAGGCCCCCCCGGCGGGCCGUGGUCCUGACGGGUCACCAUCUGGUCUCUGACCCUGAGGUCCAGCUGUACCAGCAGGUCCUGCAGCAGAUGGACUACGAGGUCCAGCUGUCCAGAUACGCCGAGACCAGCAGCCUCCUCCGAACCGACCACGGUGUGAGGGGGUGGAGCCUGUUGGUGUGUCUUAGUAGUUCAGAGAGAAGCUGUCUCAGGAGAGUCUCCUUCUCUCACCUGCAGCAUCAUCAGACGGUGAACUUGUUGCCCCGGAUCAUCGAGGCGUUCUCUGAUGCAGGCGAAGGGUUGUGUCACUUCUACAGUCAAUCACACCUGACAGGUUCUGAAUUACCCAUGAUGCCACAUGCCUGUGGAUCGACCAAUCAGAAGCUUCAGGUUCCUCAGGACCCAGCGGGAGCCGACAGACACUCACCUGCCGGAGCUCCGCCUCCUGCUCUGGUUGCCAUGGUGAAUACUUACGUACUGGUGACGUCAGUGAAGCCGCUGACUUCCUUCCUGCAUGACAUCAGCGUGGUGACAACCAAUCAGGAGCAGCGGGGACGGCCCAUAAAGCUCAGGAACUUCCUGCUGCAGAGGCUGGGCCCGCCCACUUCCCAUGAUGCCUUGGGGCAAAUAAAGAAGGUGAUAGGUGACGUGUUAUUGGCUGCCCUGUCGACCAAUGAGAAGCAAGAAACUCUCAGCAGGUGUGUGUUGUGUUACCAGCUGCUGACCUUCACUCUGCUCUUCAGUGGCUCCAUCACACCUGUCAUAGUCCAGGUAGAAACCGAUCUGACGUUUUCUUCUCUGAGCCGGGACACGUUUGAUGGACAGAUCACCAAAGACCUGAUCCUGGAGGACACGCUCCACUUCCUGUCCUCAGAGACACAGACGGAGGUGAGACAGUACGGUGGCUGUAGACAGACAGACGGUGUCUGUUUGUCAGAGGAUGAGUUUCUUCUUCUGCUUCAGUUUCAGCGGCAGAUGAAGACGCCUUCAGCUUUUCAGCUGCUGUAUCUCUCCUCCUCCUCCUCUUCUGGUCCUCUCAGGGUCUCAGAUCUUCUGAUCCGGAUCAGCCGAUACUACGAGCUUCAGAGGAACCAGAGCUACAUAACCGAUGAGUCAGAAGAACGGACCAAUCAGGAGCCAGCUCUGUCUUCUUCUCAAGACUUGUCUGAAGGUCCCUGUGUGGACCCCCUCCUCAGACAGAUCUACAGCGACCCCCCCCUCACCCUGACCCCCCCCUUCAGCCCCCGGGUGAAGGAGUACCGGGCCGAGGUGACCUUUGACACGGUGAUGGUUAGGAUCCGCCCACAGCCCGUCAGCUCAGCCUGUCGGGUCCACCUGGACGAGCACCGAGGACCCAGGAUGGCGAACUACCCGGUCGGCCUCGGCAACAGCCGGAUCAGCAUCCUGGUGACGGACGACGACGGCGAGCCGGAGCCCGUCGUCAUGACGAUCUACACCGUCCGCGUCUACCGGGAGAGCCGGCCCAGUCUGCCGAUGUUCGGGGAUCACGUGACCUGCGGCUUCGUGCAGGAUUGUGGUCUUCCGGUCCAGCCUGGUCGGUCUUGUGGUCUCCAGCCUCUCAUCAGGACCCAGAGUUCACUUCAGACCUGCAGUUCAGGACACGUACCAGGUCGGUGGGUGGUUCCGUGUCUCAGCUGUUCUGACAACAGGACGUGUGAUUGGAGGGAGGUUGCUUGGCAACCAGACAGCUGUUAUCACCCGUUGGUGGACCGCCCCCUUCUGCAGGACUGUCUGACGGACAGGAAGGUGUUGUUUAUCGGCGACUCAACCAAUCGUGGGAUGAUGUACUUCCUGAUGGAGCGGGUGAACUCCAGUCUGGAGGACUGGGGGAAGGCUCACGACACGCUGGUCUACAGGAACCUGAACAGGGGCCAGACUCUGGUGAGCUACUCGUAUUAUCCUCAGUUCUGGUUGGAGAAGAACCAGAGGCCCAACUUCAGACAGGCUCUGCUGCAGCUGAUCGACAGGUCUCGACCUCUGGUGAACUCUAACCUGACGGUCCUGGUGGUGGGAGGAGUCCAGUGGCUCAACACCAAUCACCUGAGGACAGUCAGAGAGGUGCUGAACAGAGAGUCCCUCAGUGACGUCCUGGUGCUGGUGAAAUCUUUGGGGAUGGGGUUCCAUCUUCCUGUCGACGGGAUCCGGUCUCUCAGUCUGAAAGAGGUCCAGGAUCUCUACAGAGAGAACCAGAACAUCAUCACCGCAGCAAAGCAUCAUGGGUACGAGGUGAUUGACACCUUCAGCAUCACGAUGGGUCGGUACAAAGAGUUCCUGCAGGGACGAUGUGCCUGCCACUUUCAUGAGGUGGAGAAGUUCUGGUCCUCCGGGCUCUCAGACGACACAACGUCCACAGCCAACACAACCGGAACUGGACCUGAACUAGGUAGCCAAUCAGUUGUGCCAGACACGGACCAGGAGGCGUGGCCUAAAACUUCAUCCUAUCACGUGAGAGGACCAGUGAACCAGGUGUACUCUGAGAUCCUGCUGAGUCGCCUGUGUUCCAAAACCAGAAACUGAACACCUGAGAGAGAGAGAGAGAGAGUGUGUGUGUGUGUGUGUGUGUGUGUGUGUGUGUGUGUGUGUGUGUGUGUGUGUGUGUGUGUGUGGAGGAUCAAUGGAGCUCUGCCGAAGGAUGAAUAGAAGGAGAACUUGUACUUUACUGAUGAUCUUGUGAUUUUCAACGAGUUCUUAAAGUGACAAAAAGACGUUAUGGUCCGAGGUGAAAAGGAACAUCUGAACACAUUUCUCUUCAUUCAUGCUGAUGUUUCAGCUGCUUUGUAAUGAUUCUGUUGUUACUCUAACGUUUAGUAAUUGUUAGUUCUUAAUGCACACAAGUUAGCUUCAAAUGCAUCAGCUGGUUUCUGAUCUGCUGCUAUUAGAAUAAAGUAAUAACUGGAUUUAACUAGUUUCUAAAGCUGACUUGCUAGUUUCAGUGCGCACUAGCUAUAUCUUACACACAAUAACUAGUUUCUGAUGUACUUGUCUUUAUACAUACAAACACAUUUAUGGUGCAUACUAACUAGUUUCUUAUGUGUAGAAACUAGUUAGUAUGCAUACUAACUAGUUUCAUAUGAGUAGUUUCUGGUUUUUGACGCAUAUUAACUAGUUCUUAUGGAUGCUAACUAGCCACUGGUGCCUACUUUGUAGAUUUUGAUCCUUGCUAGCUAUUUCUAAUGCAUUGUAGCUCGUCUGUGAUGCAUACUAACUAGUGUGCUGUGCAUACUAACUAGUUUAUUAUGCAUACUAAUUAGUUUGUGAUGCAUACAUAUUAGUUUGUGAUACACUAACUACUUUUUGUGCACAAUAACUAUAGUCUCUGAUGCAUACUUACUAGGUUUAGUGAACAAUAACUAUAGUCUCUGAUGCAUACUUACUAGGUUUAGUGAACAAUAACUAGUCUCUGAUGCAUACUUACUAGGUUUAGUAAACAAUAACUAGUCUCUGAUGCUGACCUGAUCAGUUUUUCUGUAUCUGCGGUCAGAGGAACAUCCUUAGUAAUAUUAUAGAGGAUUCAUAUUUAUAUAUAUUUAUAUAUAUCAUAUUUAAUCACUUUGUCUUUUCCUGCCUCUUCCAUAUGUAGUUAUAUGUAUAAACCUCAGUUAUUGACUUUAUUUUGUAUAUCAGAUAAUAUUCAGAACCAAAGAAAUGUCUUAUUGAUUCUCUGCUUAUGUUUCUAUAUUUUUCUACUGAUGUAUAUCGUGCCUUUAUCUCUAAACAUGUUUACAUGCUUUAUAUGAAUGUUGUGAUUCUCAUCUUUAAAAUAUGAAAAUGAGAAUUUAUCAAUAACAAAAGGAUUUAUUUUACUAUAUUUUUGACAAAACU